AUGGUAGAGGACUUAGCAGCCUCCUAUAUUGCUCUGAAAUUGGAGAAUAAAAUUUUGUAGGCCCAAGUGAAGUGGCUGAUGAAAGAAAAUGUUGCCCCACAGGCCCAGAUCUUAGAGCUCCAGAUGCCCCAAACAGUCAAGGAGUCUUGACCACUCCAGAAGACCUCAGAAUCCCAGGAACCCCAGAAACCUCUAGAAAACCUAGAUCUCCCUCAAGCCUGGAAGUACCAAGAACUCACAGAAGUUGAGGAUCCCCAGAAUCUCAGAAAGCCCCAGGGACUUCCAGCCUGGAAGCCCUCAGCAGCCCAGGAGCACCAGGAAAUGCCAAUGGUCCAAGAGACCUAGAAGUCCUUGGAACCCCCAGCAGCCCCAUAGGCCCUGGAGCUUCCAGCAAUCCAUGAGCCACAGGCACCUUCACUGGAGGCCCAGGAGCCCCCAGAUACUCAGGAUGCCCUGGUGCCCAAGAAGCCCCAGAAUUCAGAGCACCAGGAUCUUCCAAGUGCCCAGGAGACCCAGGAUGCAACAGAAUGCCAGGAGACCCCAACAAACCUGGAACACUAACUUCCAACUCUUCAGGAGUCUCUGGAAACUGGAAUGCCCCACCAGCCUCUGGAUCCUUUAGAUGCCCAGGACUUCCUAGAGCCCUCCCUGGAGGGCUUAAUAGUUGCUUUGACAUCAGCAGCUUCAGAGUUCCCACAGUCUCCCAGUGGGUUAGAGGGUGAAGCUGUCUUCCUAGAAUACUGUUUAGCCUUCAGUGGAGAUUACCAGAAACUUGCUGAGUUCCUGGUUCAAUUGAAUAGUUACAUGAGAGUCAGAGGGCACCUGUAUCCUACUGAAGCAACUGUGGUGAGCUUUGUUGGCAAUUGAUUCUCAGGUGAGGCAGGAAUGUGUUUUUAAGCCCUUACUAUAUAUCUAAAGUGUGCCCUGCUGGAGCAAUAUGAACGUUUCAUAGAAGUGUUCCAGGAUACUUUUGACAGUCCAGAAAACAUGGAAGAUGCUAGUCACUGCAUUCAUCAGCUUUGCCAAGGGGAGGGUCCUGUCCACCAGCAUGUGACCCACUUCCAUCUUGCUCAAGAACUAAACUGGAAUGAAAGCAUUCUCUGCAUCCAAUUUCAGGAAGGCCUUGCCAGUUCUGUCCCAGAUGAUCUGUCUUACACCAGCCCAGCAGCCACCAACCUAUCCGAUCUGAUCAUUCAGUGCCUAGAAGAGAAGCUAAGUGGCAAGCCUGAUCUAAAUCCACAAGGAGCAAGUCCCUAUGAGGAGAUAACUGGACCUGAGUGUUCACUAGCUGAAAACCAGCCUGUGCAGGCUGCAAGCAAUAACCCACAUCUCACUGAAGCUGAACACGCCCACUGCUGUGAAGGCCUCUUGUGCCUCUACUAUGGUCAUCCUGGUCAUUUUGACAGAGAUUGUUCUGUCAAGCCUCAUCGUGCAUAGUAGGUGGGAAACAUCAAGACCCUACAGUAA
This is a messenger RNA of Enhydra lutris kenyoni (northern sea otter), 1467 nucleotides long. Its product is annotated as retrotransposon Gag like 3. NCBI's taxonomy places the organism in Eukaryota, Metazoa, Chordata, Mammalia, Carnivora, Mustelidae. The record is from RefSeq and is a predicted model, not a curated record.